GCCACCACUUUUUAGCGGGAAUUGUUUCAGACGCUUUCACGGAAUUUGACAACAGAUCCAGGCUGAAAGUCUGUUGACAAAAGUGAAGUAUAGUGGAUAUCGGUCUAUGCUACCAAAUGGAGGGUGAAAAAACCCGCCUUCGGGAAGCUUGUUUCGCUCUCGAAAAGAUUAUUGCCGAAAACGAGGUUUACUUGAAUGAGUUAAAUGAAGAGAUUAAUCAGACAGAAAUCCCUCGUCCUGCUGCCACGCUGAAACAAAUACGAAUUGCGGAUAAGGUUGCUGCAUUGGAGGCCGGAAAACGCGACCUAGCGUUUCUGCAAGGAGGAGCGAGACCCACAGAUUGCCAUCCAAAUGAAAUCCUAAACAGCAAGCCACUUCUAUUAACCUUGGCACGUGCAUCACAAUCACGAGCUAAAGCAGAAAUGGAACAGCUUUUGUUGGAAGAAAAGCUACGACAGGCUUCAAUUAGAAAGGAAGGUGAAAGGAAGAAUUUAAUUUUGAGUGAACUUAAAAUGAUUAUAAAGGCUUUUUUGGAAAAAAUGAAAUCUCUUGAGGAAUUGGAAUUAGCUGAACUACGAGCAUUGGAAGCUAAAGCACAUGACCUUGAAAAAAUCACUGCAGACUUGACAGCAACUAUGAACAACUUAUUGGGAAAAUAUUUUGGAGCUCCUCAAAUUCCUGGGUAUACUGCACUGAGUGAUCUUCUGCUGCAUCUAAUGAAACCCCUUAAACGUCGCCGACGAAGUACGUACAUUAGAGUAAAAAACUCUGUUUGGCCGUAUUACUUGGAGAUCUUGGAAACAAAUGGGAUCAUUGAGUACCAUCCGGUUGACAAAGGCAAAAUAAGACUUGUUGACUUUUCAAACGGUCAGUUGGGAUUAGAUCCGAAGAAAUUCGAGGCCAUCCGAGAAAAAGAAGAGGCGAAAAAGAAGGCCAAAGAAGCUUUGAAGAAAAACAAAGGCAAAGGUAAAGAGGCCCAUAAAGGAAACAUAGGUAGGAGCAGAUUGGUUGUGACAGUACCUAAACGCAAUAGCGUUAAAGCUUCAAAGAAGGGCGAAGAAAGUGAGCUACAAGAAGAGGAAGAAGAAGAAUGGGAGGAUGACCAAUAAGAUACGCAAGAAGCAUUAUAGCUUAUAAGAGUUGGAAUCAUGUAAAGAAUUCCUUUUCUUUGGUAUUGUGCUGUUUCUGCCGAUCCGCCGAUUCAAAAACACGCAGAAAAACUUGAAUCGUAAAUUCAGAAAUACAA
This is a messenger RNA of Daphnia carinata, 1246 nucleotides long. Its product is annotated as centromere protein K-like. Gene Ontology annotation, cellular component: nucleus. Lineage: Eukaryota; Metazoa; Arthropoda; Branchiopoda; Diplostraca; Daphniidae. The transcript has 5 exons. Gene Ontology annotation, biological process: mitotic sister chromatid segregation; kinetochore assembly. Bases 117 to 1109 code for a protein of 330 amino acids. The record is from RefSeq and is a predicted model, not a curated record.